AUGACCCUCGAACCCGAGUACGUCCGACUGCACAUCACGCCCCUCGACAGCGGCCUUCUCACCACCUACCUGCCCGCCUCCACGUCGGCGCGCAACGUCUCCUUCCACACCAUUGAGACGUUUCCCGAGAAGCGCUACGGCUACGUCGACCUGCCCGUCGCCGAAGCAGAAAAGCUGAAGAAGAAGCUCAACGGCGCCGUGCUCAAGGGUAGCAAAGUCCGAAUCGAAAAGGCCAAGCCGCCAGUUGACAUGGGCUCGUCCACGAAAGAGGAGAAAAGGGUGAAGAAGGAUGCGUCUUCCAAGAAGCGCAAGCGCGAGGAGAACGUCGUAGACGGAGUCGCGCUGUCGGGUCGCAAGGUCAAGCGUGGCUGGACAGAGUCACCCGCCGAAUCGUCCAAGCGCAAGAAGAAGGACCGCUCUGUUUCGAAGGCGGACAAAGCUGAGAAGAAGGAGGAGAAGGAAACAAAGAAGGAAAAGCAGGAGAAGAAGCGGACAAAGUCAAAGUACACAGACGGCGAAGAGUGCCUGCUCAAAACCACGGUGCCGCCCAAUGCGACGAGAAAUCUACCUGAGGAGGACAAGCGCGAGAAGAAGAAGCGCAGGAAGAACAGUAGCAGCCGAGAGGUCACUGUGCACGAGUUUGAGAAGACGAUCAAGUUCCCCGGCUUCCUGAAGGACGAGGGCGUCAAGGGGCGCGCUGGCGCCGAGGAGUACGUGGAGGGCGAGGGAUGGGUGGACGCAGAAGGCAACGUCGUGGAGGCGGUCAAGGAGAAGGAGGUCAAUUUUCCAGAGAAGAAGAGCAAGAAGGCCAAGAAGCCGGUCGUUGUGGAGGAGGACAGCGACACGAGCAGCAGCGGAUCCUCGUCUGAGGAGGACGAGGAAGCAGAGCCAAAAACUCAGGAUUCGGCUAAAGUUACCGCGGACGACGUCUCGAGUGAUACAUCCUCGAGUGCGUCUGAGGACGAGACCAUGGUGGAAGCUGCUGCACCGCAGACAGAGCCGCAACCUGCUCCAGCCUCCGACUCGGACGACACAAGCUCUUCUGGUUCCGACAGUGAAGACGACGACGCCCCGGUCGCCAAGACAGUCGCUACACCCAAGUCUACAGCCGCACAUCGUCGAACUUCGUCCUCCAGCCUCAAGAUUGAUAUCCCCCCACCACCAGCCACGCCCGCCGGCACAGUCCAUCCCCUAGAAGCCCUCUACAAGCGGCAAAAGGAUGCGGACCAAGAAGAGGCGCCCGCUACGCAGUCCUUCAGCUUCUUCGGCAACGGCGACGAUGACGACGACGACGACGCCCAGGACGACGAUGACGAAGCAGACGAGGACGCGGCCCCAGCCGUGCCCAUGACACCGUACACCCGCCAGGACUUUGAGUGGCGCAACCUGCGAAGCGCCGCACCGACGCCUGACACGGCUCACCCAUCACGGAUGCAGAACUUCUGGGCCGAUCGCCAAGAUGAGGACGAAGCUGAAGAGGAGGAUGCAGAGGAGGGCGUGGCCAAGCCGAAGGAUGCGACGAGCGACUUUCAGUCGUGGUUCUGGGACAACAGGCGCGAUCUCAACCGUAGUUGGAUGAAUAGGCGCAAGACGGCGGCCAAGGAGAGGAGACACCGGGAGAACAAGGCCAGGGCAUCGAGAGCGGUCUAA
Messenger RNA from Emericellopsis cladophorae, 1650 nucleotides. Its product is annotated as MFS transporter. The transcript has a single exon. Lineage: Eukaryota; Fungi; Ascomycota; Sordariomycetes; Hypocreales; Bionectriaceae. The record is from RefSeq and is a predicted model, not a curated record. The coding region runs from base 1 to 1650 and encodes 549 amino acids.